Molecule: messenger RNA, 1389 nt
Organism: Venturia canescens
Lineage: Eukaryota; Metazoa; Arthropoda; Insecta; Hymenoptera; Ichneumonidae
Exons: 7
Coding region: 167-1324 (385 amino acids)
Source: RefSeq, a predicted model, not a curated record
UUUCGUUUAUGAUACAGUGCUUUAACGAAGUUUAAAUACAUUCAACGGGAAUUUUUUUUUUCAAUGUGAACUCCACAUAAAAUUAUAUUAGUGAAAAAUUACUAGAAGUAAUAAACUAUCAGAAGUUCCACGUAAACAUUCUACACGUUUCCUGAAAAUGUAAUCUAUGUAUUUGUUCUCUGAUCAGAACAUCACGAUGGAUACUAAUUACCGAAACAAUAUUUCAAAAUGGUUAUCCUCUCAAGAUUCGGGUCCCGUGAAACGGUCCGUGGCUGGACUUCGAUUGAUAGAUUCUAUGAAUCGUUACGCUAAUAACGUGAUUUCUACUCUCCAAAACAUGGAAAGUUUCACCUUCUACGAUGAACAGAUCUUGGGACCUUGGAUCGAUGAAUUGGGUCAGCUACUACAGAGUUACAGGAAAAUAAUUCGCCUUCCAGAACCUUUACACAGGAUCGUGAAAUAUAAAUUCAAUUAUUCGUCCUUGGUUUUGAAAAGUGGAUUCAAAGUAACAGCGAAAUUCUUAGACACCCUCUUGCAAGAGGUCGUUAUACGCAGGACCGAUGCUUUUUUACAAAAAAUUUUCAGAUUGAUUAUUCAGUACAAUAGUCUAUUUGACUUGAACAAUUGCGAUGCAGACUUAUCGAUAAACUUAUGCUUUAAUGAUUGUCCACCAAUGCUGACAAUUUUGAAAAAAGUGUCGAUCACACAUCUCCUACAGGUAUCAGCAAAAAACGAUGCAGAAAAAUACUGUCAUGAUCUGAUAGACUGUUUAUUGGCUAAUUACGAUAUCGACUAUGAAGAAAAGGUAGCGUCUCCUGAAUCAGCCGACGUCGAAAUCUCCGAAAAUUCCAGUGUCGAAAUUUACAGGGCACUGACAAAGCAUAUGAUACUACCAGUUAUGAAGGAUUCAGUGGCUGAAAUAAUCACAUCAAAUAGUGAAACUAUUGAAACUCUUGUGAAUAUGCAAUAUGGAUAUGUAAAUGUCGUACUGAAUGUUGCAAAAGAUUUCGCAUCACAAUUAUUGGGAUAUGACUGCUUGAAGAGGACUGAAGGUGGAGUAAAAUUAAAAACAAAGGCAAGGAAUAAGAUAUUUGUAUAUUAUCAAGAAGUUACGUGGGGUGCAGUUUCGACCGUAUUGGAUCAUGUAAUAUUAUGGUGGUCUCCUGAGGCACUAGCACCUCGACACAUUGAAGGGGUUCAUCACCUUAAAGAUUGGCUACAUCAGUUCAUUCAGGAUAUAAAUGUCCGAAACGAUUGUUCGAACAUUUUGUUUUUCUCCCUUCAACCCUCGUUAAAUUCAUCACUGUGCCUCGUUAAUAUCUGAACAAUUCGACAGCCCGAGGCAUCAUUCGGAAAACGACGUGUAAAAACAAACUUCCUUUUAUGUAA